CGUUAUCUUUAUCGUGUGGCUAUGGGCACCCAACCCGUCCCCUCAUCUCCUCCCCCCACUACUCCCAUUCUCUCUCCUAGGGUUAGGAUUAAGCUCUCGCUCUCUCCUCCAUGGCAACCAAUACCUUCAUCAUCGCCUCCUCCACCGCCGUAAUCUCGUCCUCUUCGUCCUCUUCCUCCUCUCGCUCCCGUCGCCACUCUCUCCUCCUUCCCCAUCGCUCCCUCUCGAGAUCGCUCCGUAAGGUCAAUUGCAAAGCCGCGGAGGUGUCGAAGGUGGAGGGUGGAGAGGCGAAGGUGGUGGAGGGAAGCGGCGACGGCGGCGGCGGUGGAGGUGAUAAUGGCGGAGUGAAUUGGAUUCCGGUGGUUCCGCUAGCGGCGCUGCCGAAGGGGGAGCGGAGGGUGAUCGUACAGGAUGGUGAGACGAUCUUGUUGCUGUGGUACAAAGAUGAGAUUUUUGCGAUCGAGAACCGUUCCCCCGCAGAAGGGGCGUACAGUGAGGGGUUUCUCAAUGCGAAGCUCACUCAGGAUGGCUGUAUUGUUUGCCCAACAACAGACAGCACAUUUGAUCUUCGGACUGGAGAAAUAAAGGAAUGGUACCCAAAAAAUCCAGUUUUGAGGGUUCUUACACCUGCUCUGAGGAAGCUGUUUGUUUACCCUGUGAAAGUGGAUGGGGAAAACAUAUACAUUAGCAUGAGAGGAGCCAACAGAUCAGGUGGAUCUGCAGAGAUUAUUUUUAGUGGCAGAGCUCAACCUGGGAUUACUGCAUCUGAUGUCAAUGUUGAGGAGGUGAGAAUGGUAGUUGAUGAGGAGUCCGAAGGUUUUGGUUUCACCGGGAAAAAUGAGGUGAUAAAUGGAAAAGCAGCUAUAAUCGGCUUCCUGUUUCUAAUAGAUUUUGAGCUCCUAACUGGCAAAGGCCUGCUUAAGGGGACUGGUUUCUUGGACUUCAUCUAUGCGAUUUCAAAUGCUCUGAACUCAUAGGCAUCCAUUCAUUUCCGCCGAAAAGGUUGCAGAGUUAAGUGUGUUCUCGAGCUUCAAAAGAAACACGAAGGACGAGCGCAGACCGAAUUGAAUGAACUGCAUUAUUUGCAGACCAUGAUGAAUUUAAUCUUUCCACCCCCCUCCACUAAUCAUUUUGGAGAUGGUUAGUGUUAAUUCCUUAUUUGCAAAAUGCGAACAUUGUGUAAUAUUCAUACGAUGUACAUAACCGCAUUGUUGGUUAAGUUUUGUCAUGUUGAUAUCUUGUCACUUUUAACAAUUUCGGCUCUGUUUAUACAAAAUGAUGGUUGAAUGUGGUAUCACUCAGAA
Messenger RNA from Ananas comosus (pineapple), 1304 nucleotides. RefSeq lists its product as uncharacterized. The record is from RefSeq and is a predicted model, not a curated record. NCBI's taxonomy places the organism in Eukaryota, Viridiplantae, Streptophyta, Magnoliopsida, Poales, Bromeliaceae. The coding region runs from base 111 to 977 and encodes 288 amino acids. Gene Ontology annotation, molecular function: 2 iron, 2 sulfur cluster binding; nitrite reductase [NAD(P)H] activity. The transcript has 4 exons.